AUGAGACUGAAACCAAAAUCUAGUAUACCUCCGAACUAUUGCCAAAGACUUUUCAUCAUUAAACCACUUCAUGUCCGACGUAAUCUUUUUCAAUAUUUAUAUGAUGAAGAAGCACGAAAAGAACGUCAUCGAUUACGAAUGGAAAAAACAAAAGAAUUCGUUGCUACUAUGUCAGAUUCUCAUCAAUUAGAAUCUCUUUUGCGUACAUCAAUAUUUCCAACAUUUCAACUAAUAUAUAAUCCUCAACGUUGGAUUACUCUUUAUACAUUAACUUAA
Rotaria sp. Silwood2 is the source of this 276-nucleotide messenger RNA. The record is from the annotation of a GenBank genome assembly. NCBI's taxonomy places the organism in Eukaryota, Metazoa, Rotifera, Eurotatoria, Philodinida, Philodinidae.